CUACUGGAAAGAAAUGCGCUGAACAGUAUCUAGGCUAGACUGAGUUCAGAGGCAAAAGGGAGACAACCAAAAUACCUCACCGAGGCCCAAAUUUAUUUUCCCGCACCCCAUAAUUUGUCUCUUUUUGAUGAUGACAGAUAAAUCGGAGAAACGAGGGCUUUGGUGAUGCAUCUGCUUUUUAAAUUUCCGCGUUUUGUUGAAUUUCUUUCACACCGUAGACACUGAGCAGCAGCCAGGCGCGGAGUCCUGCUGUCCCGUGGAAUUAUCACGGAACCGAGGCGAGAUACGUAUGGAACAUGGCUGCUAUGAGGACUUUAACUGUGGCAGGUCUGUUUUUGGCAUUUUGCGCUUUGGGACUGAUAGCCGUGGCGAUCAGCACUGACAACUGGUACGAGACUGACGCGAGGCGGCACCGGGAACGCUGCAAGAAUUAUUCAAACAAAAGAAAUGACCCGGGCUACAUCUACAUCUCCAGCAACAAUCUUCCUCUUCGCAUGCUGCCCAAGGAGAAAAACGUAGAGAGGAAGGGCUCCAGUGUCAGCGGUGGAAUUCUGCUGCGGGCUAAGCGGCACUUCUUGCCUCCUGCCCCGGCCAUGGAGUCCCUCUGCAGUCGGCAUUUUAACUCCACGAUCACCGGACUGUGGAGAAAGUGCCACCGAGAGGGAUUUGACCUGGAGACAGAGGAUUUGAUCUUCAAAGGAUUGGUUCCGCGCUGCACACCAAUAAAAUACUACUACUCGUCGUCAGUGCUCCCCAGAAAUCUGCCAAUCAACCUGACAAAGACUAUCAGGCAGGAUGAGUGGCACGCGCUCCACCUCCAGAGGAUGACUGCUAGCUUCAUAGGCAUGGCCAUAGCCAUCAUCCUAUUCGGCUGGAUCAUAGGCGUGUUGGGUUGCUGCCAGGAGCAUGAUCUGAUGCAGUAUGUGGCUGGACUCCUCUUUCUCAUGGGAGGGACCUGCUGCAUAAUCUCCCUCUGCACAUGUGUGGCUGGGAUUAACUUUGAACUGUCCCGCUAUCCUCGCUAUAUGUUUGGAAUACCAGAGGACAUCAGUCAUGGGUAUGGCUGGUCCAUGUUUUGUGCGUGGGGCGGACUGGGCCUUACAUUGCUGGCUGGCUUCCUGUGCACACUUGCUCCUUCCCUCUACCCUCCACACACCCCUGUGGUGCACAAGCCAAGACAAGAGAACGGCUGUGUGUGACAGACAUCCCAAAAACAGUGACAAACCCUGUUCCAGAGACAGUUUCAUCCAGGGACUCAAAGCAGAGGGCGCCUUCACACAGCUUGGCACAGAGAAAGCACAGGAGACUGGCUACCACUCACAUGAAAAUAAUGAAGAGGAGACAUUUGACUGGAUUUCAGUUCCUCUGGUGCUUUUUUCUGUCCCUCUUUAUGAAUGAACUGUUCAGUGUUAUUACUCGAUCACCAAGGAGAAAAUGAUCAUUUCUUCAUGUGAAAUCUGCCAGUUUAAGAAGAAAAAGGAAAAAAAAGAGAAAAACAAUCUCUGGCAGGAGAUCAAUAGCACAACUUUGAAAAAAAACUGUUGAAGAUAAAACUAUGGAUGUGUAUUCUCACAUUUCAAAGGGCAACUGUGUAUCAUUAUGUAUCCAUUCUAAACAAAAUAUGUACAUGUACUUUUUGAAUUGUAUGUAUGCAGAUGCAUUUGUGUUUAUUCAAGGAAAAAUAUGAGCAUUAAGACCAAACUGUGUUUGAGGGAAAUGUUUUCUUGUUCUUGAGGUCUGACUCCCAUCAAGAUAUUUUUGAAAAAUAAAACAGCCAUGCAAAACUUAUGUUUUUCUGUGGGAAACCUUAAACAGACAUCUUCUAAAUGUUUUUGUUGGUGUCGUGCACAGUGAUACGAGUUCACUGGUGCGUGAGCAAACAGAGAAGCCUGCCAACAGACUGAAAACUUUCACAACAUUAUGAAACUGUGGCUAAAUAUAUCUCUGUUAGUGUUACGAGUAAA
Messenger RNA from Melanotaenia boesemani (Boeseman's rainbowfish), 1964 nucleotides. RefSeq names its product transmembrane protein 276a (gene tmem276a). Lineage: Eukaryota; Metazoa; Chordata; Actinopteri; Atheriniformes; Melanotaeniidae. The transcript has 4 exons. Gene Ontology annotation, cellular component: membrane. Bases 297 to 1199 code for a protein of 300 amino acids. The record is from RefSeq and is a predicted model, not a curated record.